Molecule: messenger RNA, 940 nt
Organism: Drosophila willistoni
Lineage: Eukaryota; Metazoa; Arthropoda; Insecta; Diptera; Drosophilidae
Product: chymotrypsin-2
Exons: 1
Coding region: 27-899 (290 amino acids)
Biological process (GO): proteolysis
Molecular function (GO): serine-type endopeptidase activity
Source: RefSeq, a predicted model, not a curated record
AUCGAAAGUACGUGUAUGUUGUCAGAAUGCUGUCGCGCUCAUUGACGGCAACUUGCUGCCUAUUUCUCCUGUUGGUCAACUGCCAGCCAGGAGUCUCGAAACGCCUAGGACCUGAGCUCAGUCCAGAAAAGAAGGAAAAAUUUGCUGGUUCAUUGGGUUCUUCAUCGAGUCGCGUCAUUGGUGGCACAGAUGCCGUGGAUGGUGAGGCUCCAUAUCAAGUCUCGCUACAGGGUACUCUGUACAAUGAUCAUAUGUGCGGUGGGGCAAUCAUCAAUAAGGAUUGGGUCCUAACGGCCGCCCAUUGCGUGUAUGGCUACAAUCCACCCUAUCUGCAAGUGGCCACGGGAUCUACUCGUUGGGCUCAACCAGACGCCAGGUAUCAAGUGAAGGAAUAUUAUGUGCACUGCAAUUACAAUUUUCCCAAUUAUCACAAUGAUAUUGCAUUGAUCCAUCUGAACGAGUCGAUUGUGUGGAAUGAGUACACACAGCCGGCACCCUUGCCCACGGAACCGCUCGUCGAUGGUGCAGAAUUGGUACUCACCGGCUGGGGUUCAACGGAGCUGUGGGGUGACACCCCCGAUGUGCUCCAACGGGCCAACCUCAAAUACGUUGAGUACAAUAGAUGUCAGGAAAUAAUGGGUGGCGAUGACAACAAUGGGAUUUGCCACAUAUGUACACUAACAGAUGAGGGCAAGGGCGCUUGCCAUGGAGAUUCUGGUGGACCGCUCACAUGGCAGGGCAUCUUGGUGGGCCUGGUCAACUGGGGUUAUCCCUGUGCGAUUGGCUAUCCAGAUACCUUUGCCUCUGUAUAUUUCAAUAGGGAUUGGAUUUCCCGUGUUACAUCGGGAACUUGCGAUUCCACCUGCCAUUGCUAUGCCAGCAAUUAUCCCUCCCUAUGAUGACAAAUAAAUGGUAAUGCGAUAAGUAUUUAAUCUCUGAA